Messenger RNA from Vollenhovia emeryi, 1520 nucleotides. RefSeq lists its product as uncharacterized. Gene Ontology annotation, cellular component: axon; neuronal cell body; membrane. The transcript is spliced from 3 exons. Gene Ontology annotation, biological process: sensory perception of taste. NCBI's taxonomy places the organism in Eukaryota, Metazoa, Arthropoda, Insecta, Hymenoptera, Formicidae. The record is from RefSeq and is a predicted model, not a curated record. Bases 182 to 1435 code for a protein of 417 amino acids.
ACUCCCUGAAUAUAGAUCAACACAAAGUCCAUGUCAGUUCGUGCAUGUUAAACAGAAAAAAAAACGUAAAGGCUGUUUCCAAAAUCUUACAAUAAGACUUAUAUUACAGAAUAAAGUUCAAUAAUUUUUGUGAUAUAAAUUGAACGGUGAUAUAAAUUGUCGUAUUCAUAUUUCGCUGAUAAUGUUCAGUUGGCCAACAAAGUUUCAAGGAAACGCCAAGUAUCAAAUAUGGAAAAAGUGGCAGCUGUUUCAUGCUACGGACUUUCAAUCGUUGAUGUCUCCGUGCUUCAUCUUUUGCACCGUUCUUGGACUAUUUCCAUACAAAAUCAACGGUCGGACCUUUGAGACUUCCAAACUACGUUACACUAUGUCAACCGUCAUUCUCUGUAUUCUCUGCAUUUACUAUCUAGUGGUGCUGUAUAAGAUUGAUAUUACUAAAACGAUCACAUUCAAGAGCAUACCUAAGACUCUUGAGCGUAACUGCUUAUACAUACUCUGUAAUUUUAUUGCGAUCGUUACAUACGUUUUAAGCGGUCCUCGAAUGCAUUUGCUCCAGGCCAUAAUGAAUAUCUCUUCAAAACUGCCUCUCAACUCGUAUCAAAAACUAUCUAGAUUGAUCCACGCUAAAGAUAUCUUCGGCUUUUUCUAUCUAUUCGUACAAGGGAUAUUAUAUUAUACCAUGUUGGAUUUCAAUACUUGGCAUAAAUUUUUUUUUCCGUACAUUGCUCUGUUGGUAUUUCAGAUGGAUAUGCUAUAUAUGAAUUGUGUUUGUAUAUUAAAGGCCUGUUUCAAAAGAAUUGACGACAAUUUGAAGAAUAUGCGAGAGCUCGUAGUAAACGACGAGCCACAUCUCCUGAGGCGAAUCUAUCAUGAGCAUAAAAAUCCAUUUCUGCUAAUGGAGCUCAAAGCUUUAAAGAAACAGCAUCUGGCGAUCAGUGAUAUUGUACAAGUGCUAAACACAAUUUUCAGUCUGCAGCUCCUAGCUACUAUAAUUCUGACUUUUGCCGAAAUCACUUUUCAACUGUACUUCUACAUAAUACAUUGGGAAACUGGCAUGACAAUGAUUGAUGUCGACAACCAACUUUAUGAUCUGUUGCUAGUAGUGAAUAUGGCAUAUUAUUCGACAAAAAUAAUGUUGAUGGUAUGGGCUUGUGAGACCGGUAAAGAUCAGGCCAUGAAGAUCGGCAUUACUGUUCAUGAUCUGCUGAAUAACACUUCAGAUGAGCAUAUAAAAGACGAAUUGCAGUUGUUUUCCUUGCAAGUACUGCAUCGCGAAAAUGUAUUCUCCGCAAAAGGUCUCAUUGUGGAUGCUACUCUUCUCACUGCGAUAGUGAGUAACAUAACUACAUAUCUGCUAAUAUUGAUACAAUUCUUAAUUACAACAAAUUUUUGCAACAAAAAAGAUAGUACAUAUAAUGUCACACAAAUAAUCUAAUUAUAAAAAUAUUAAUUACUAAAAGAAAUAUACAUUAUUAUUAUAUUAUUAAGUUAAGAUACUCUCUUUUUACGUUACGACAAUA